Molecule: messenger RNA, 1416 nt
Organism: Cyprinodon tularosa
Lineage: Eukaryota; Metazoa; Chordata; Actinopteri; Cyprinodontiformes; Cyprinodontidae
Product: zinc transporter 2-like
Exons: 8
Coding region: 9-1193 (394 amino acids)
Biological process (GO): response to zinc ion; zinc ion transmembrane transport
Cellular component (GO): plasma membrane
Molecular function (GO): zinc ion transmembrane transporter activity
Source: RefSeq, a predicted model, not a curated record
UGGAUAAGAUGUUAGAACAGGUGGCAGGUUUUCAAGCUUUACUUCAACAAUCAUUAAUUUUAGGGAGUCUAAAGCAAAAAAUCCUGGAAAACAUGGAGGUGACGUCUGACUGGGAGAAGCAGCUCCUUAUUGAGACCUAUUUGGAGCCUCUAACAAGCAGGACGAGUCCUGCAGAGGAUUCAGAGCUCAGUGAAGAUGACUGCAGUGUGGACGGCCUGCUGCUCCACCAGGAGACCUGCAGCAUGUCAGCAUAUGAAAACAAUACCAGACGUACGGCCAGAAAGAAGCUCCUCAUCGCAUGUGGUGUCAGCCUCGUGUUUAUGACUGGAGAGGUGAUUGGUGGGUACUGGGCACACAGUCUGGCCAUCAUGACAGACGCUGCUCAUCUUCUGACUGAUUUCUGCAGCAUUGUGAUCAGCAUCGUCUCCCUGGUGAUUUCUUCCAGGCCUCAAACUCAAACCAUGACCUUUGGGUGGCAUCGAGCAGAGAUUCUGGGAAUGUUUCUCUCCAUUGUGUCGAUCUGGGUUGUGACUGCAGUUCUGGUCAUGUCUGCAGUCCAGAGGAUCACUGACGGAGACUACGAUAUCGACAGUCAGAUCAUGCUCAUAACUUCAGGCUGUGCUGUGCUCGUCAACAUCCUGAUGAUCCUGAUUCUUCAUCAGUCUGGCACCUCGCAUGGUCACAGCCAUGGGAUCCCAUCAGUGCAGGGGGAUAAACAUAGCCUGGAUCGUCACCGUGGCAAUGCGAGCGUGAAGGCGGCCUUCAUCCACGUGUUGGGUGACCUGCUGCAGAGCGCCGGUGUCCUGCUGGCUGCAACCAUCAUCCACAUUUGGCCUGAGUAUAAAGUGGCAGAUCCGGUUUGCACCUUCCUGUUCUCUGUCCUUGUUAUUGGGACGACGCUUCCCAUCACAAAGGACGUGUUCAGGAUACUGAUGGAAGGUGCUCCUCAGGACGUCACCUCGGGGGCUGUUAGAGAGCAGCUGCUGUCCUUUGGAAAAGUUAAGGCUGUUAACAGUUUGCACACAUGGAGCCUCAACAUGAAUCAUUCCCUGCUGGCUGCACACAUCACCAUAGAAGAAGAUGCAGAUUCACAGAUCAUCCUCAGGAAGGCAACAAAACUCCUUCGUUCCAAGUUUGGUUUCUCCAGCAUCACGAUUCAGGUGGAGCAACGCAGGACUUCUGCUGCACCAUGAAUCUGAUCGACUGCUCCCACGGUGGCAACGAUCCACAGCUGGUUAGAAAAGUGGAAAGACUAUCGUUACUGCAGCGAUGCUGAGUUCAUGAGGAGCAGUCAGGAGUGUCAUCAAUUUAAGGCUUUUAAUGAUUCAUUUGAACCAGCUUUGUUCCAGGAAGGAAUGAUUAAGAUUUUUAAAGGGGCUUAGAUGGAAUAAAAGCAAUAAAAUCAAAUAAAUACUU